This is a messenger RNA of Formica exsecta, 892 nucleotides long. RefSeq names its product 39S ribosomal protein L12, mitochondrial (gene mRpL12). Lineage: Eukaryota; Metazoa; Arthropoda; Insecta; Hymenoptera; Formicidae. Gene Ontology annotation, biological process: translation; mitochondrial transcription. The coding region runs from base 126 to 698 and encodes 190 amino acids. Gene Ontology annotation, cellular component: mitochondrial large ribosomal subunit; ribosome. The record is from RefSeq and is a predicted model, not a curated record. Gene Ontology annotation, molecular function: structural constituent of ribosome. The transcript is spliced from 5 exons.
GUAUGACAGUCUACAUUCUAUAGUACUUAUUAUUCUAUGGUUGAAUUUGGGUGAAUCGUUUAUUGUCCGGACAAUCGACCGGAUUUCUGUUCGUUAUCACAUACGUGUUGGCAACUAUAUUCGAGAUGAUUAACACUUUCCGUCUGAUAUAUCGGCAAAACCCUCAUCAAUUUCGUCAAUUUCACAAAUGCAUGAUUCGACGAGCGGAAUCGAGUUCUGCGGCAACAACGGAAAUGGCAACAUCGCCACCACAACCAGCACCACCACCUCCAUCACGUGCCGACAAAGUGGUGAACCCGAAAAUCGACAAAAUAGCUAACGACAUAAGCGCUCUCAAUCUGGUAGAAGUAGCGCAGCUUAGUGAUCUGUUAAAGAGACGAUUAAAUCUGCCAGAUGCACCUAUCAUGCCUAUGGGAGGAUUUGCUGUCGCGCCUCAGGUUGAGGCUGAGGAAGAAGAAGAGCAAACAAAAAAACAAGUACAAACAUCAUUUACUGUUAAAUUAACAGGAUUUGAUGAUAAACAGAAAGUUGCCCUAAUAAAGGAAAUAAAGAGCCUACUACCCGACACAAAUCUUGUUCAGGCGAAAAAGUUUGUCGAAAGUGCACCUACGAUAGUGAAGGCGGAUCUAGCAAAAGAUGAAGCAGAGAAGUUGAAAGACUCUCUGACAAAGGUCGGUGCUAAAAUCGAGAUCAUAUAAAUCAUAUGUGUGAUUACAUAUAUUGUUAUGUAUAUCUGUAAUAUUAUACAGUAAAAAUUUAUCACUAUAUAGCGAUGCUUUCUACUACUCCUAUAUUGCAGAAAACUGUGUAACAUUCCAGUUUUGUUAUUACACAUUUGUAAGAUUCUAACAUUCAUAAAAUUAAAUCAUUUCAAUAUAUAUAAGUAUCUUUA